Molecule: messenger RNA, 1556 nt
Organism: Oncorhynchus gorbuscha (pink salmon)
Lineage: Eukaryota; Metazoa; Chordata; Actinopteri; Salmoniformes; Salmonidae
Gene: cyb561d2
Product: transmembrane reductase CYB561D2
Exons: 3
Coding region: 9-677 (222 amino acids)
Cellular component (GO): endoplasmic reticulum
Molecular function (GO): transmembrane monodehydroascorbate reductase activity
Source: RefSeq, a predicted model, not a curated record
CGGAAACCAUGGCGGAACUCCCCGGAUCAGAACCCCGAAUUUACAGUUUUGGGAAAGUCGCAUGUGGAAUACUGACUCACGUGCUUUGUGUUGUCUUCACUGUGCUUAUCACGGUAUUGGCCAAGCCUGGAACAAGUUUGUUCUCUUGGCACCCUUUCCUGAUGACACUGGCGUUCUCCCUCUUCAUGACAGAAGCUGUGCUCCUCUUCUCUCCACAUUGCUCUCCCAUUCGGAAGCUUUCCCACAAGACCAAGGGGCGUGUCCACUGGAUCCUGCAGUGCCUCUGCGCCAGCUGUGCCACCCUGGGCCUGACAUCCAUCUUCUACAACAAGCACCUGAACGGCAAGCCCCACUUCGCCUCGUGGCACGGCCUGGUGGGCCUGGGGACAUUGUGUGUUGUUGGGGUGCAGUCUCUGGCCGCUCUGCCCCUCCUCUACCACUCCCUGGCUAAGGGGUGGUCCCUGGCUAAGCUAAAGCGCUACCACGCAGCGUCUGGCCUAGUCACUUACCUGCUGGGAAGUGUCAGUCUGCUCCUGGGCAUAUGCUCAGUGUGGUUUACAGGCGCUGUGGGAGGAUACACCUGGUACCUGGCAGCACUGUGCCCUGCCCUCAGCACCCUGGUCAUCAUGAGCCAGGUGUCCAAUACCUACAUGGCUAAGAAACGGCUGGUGUCCUAACCAGGCUGGCCGACCAAAACCAAGGUCACAAACAUUAGCCAUAAACUAUUACUGUAUUCAAAUGAAGCUUUGAUAAGAGCUUUACCGUAAGGCUAUCUUUGGAAGACCAACCUGCAUUCUGCCUAAUGUCCAAAAGUACCAGUGCCUUAUAUUGGUGAAAUUAUGAUUUUGUUACAUCUACUGCUGAACUAGUUCUAAUUUCAAAGUUUGGUCUUUGUAUGUUAAUUCUACCUUGAGCAAAACAAGUGCAAGGACUCAUCAUUGAGCAUAGCUUGGCUGUCUAAAAAAAAAAAAUGUGAUAACAUGCCUCGGUCUUUUGGAGUAUUUAGUAAAGUAGUAUUUUGUAUCCGAGAGCCAAGAAAGCCUGUUAUGUGUCUAAGGAAGUACAAAUAUUGGUUGUUAACCAUGGAAAACAACUAGAGGCCACUGAUGCUGCUUGAUUUUAUUUGCCUUUAGGCUUGAAUGGACCAAUGCACAUUUUUUUGUGAUUGGUUUGUUUUUAUAAGGUGAUACAUUUGUGUAUUAGUUUGCACUAAGGUGUGAAAUUCCAGCCAAAGAUGUCAUAUUUACUGAUGUGGUAGAAUGACUGCAAUGAAGUGUCAAAAAAACAGUGUAGUGUUUGCUUUCCCAUACAUUCUGUAACUCCAUUACCCCCAAUUGUCUUACUGAAAGGACAUACGCAGUUUCAUCAUAACCGCAUCAUAUUCAAAUGCAUUAUCCUCACAUGGGUGUUUCAUAGAUUCCCGGCUGCAAGAGUGCAAUUGAAGGUCGAGUUGAACAUAAUUCUUGGAAUAUACUGUAGAUUAUUACUGAUUAUUGUUGACAUGUUUUGUCAAAUUUAUAUUUUGAUGCAAUUUCAAUAAAAAAAUACAUUUUGCA